Molecule: messenger RNA, 444 nt
Organism: Vigna radiata var. radiata (mung bean)
Lineage: Eukaryota; Viridiplantae; Streptophyta; Magnoliopsida; Fabales; Fabaceae
Exons: 1
Coding region: 1-444 (147 amino acids)
Source: RefSeq, a predicted model, not a curated record
AUGGGACAUUUCUCUUAUGAAUGUUGGUUCAACAAAGGAAAGUCUCUCAAGAAGGACCACAACAAGGAAGCACAUCUGGCGAAGGAGGAGUCAGACACAGAACUCGUGAUGCUUAUGGCUACGACAUCUACAGCAAGUUACGAACCACUAAAUCAAGAGAAACCAUCUUGGUAUCUAGAUUCGGGAUGUUCGAAUCACAUGACCUGUAAUAAAGAUUGGAUGAUUAACAUUGAUGAGACGAGGAAAAGCAAGGUGAGAGUGGCGGAUAACAGCACUUUGCAGGUUGAAGGUAUCGACAAUGUAGUUGUCAAAAGGAAGAAUGGAGCUUUUGUGAUAAUCAAGAAUGUUCUUUUGGUUCCAGAAAUGAAAUGUAAAUUGCUUAGUAUUAGACAACUGGUAGAAAAUGGGUUCACUAUGACUAUGGGUAACAAAGGACAAGCAUAG